This is a messenger RNA of Blastomyces gilchristii SLH14081, 413 nucleotides long. RefSeq lists its product as uncharacterized. The transcript has a single exon. The record is from RefSeq and is a predicted model, not a curated record. NCBI's taxonomy places the organism in Eukaryota, Fungi, Ascomycota, Eurotiomycetes, Onygenales, Ajellomycetaceae. Bases 35 to 343 code for a protein of 102 amino acids.
UCAGAGCAGGGCAUGUGUGUAUCAAAAUGUGCACAUGGAAGUACAAUCAGAACUCCUCUCUAUAUCUGAACAUGAGGCAAUCUCUGAGUACAUCAUUAUCCUGGAGAACUCUGAUACAUCAGUCAUGAUUGAUGAAGCUGAGUUUCAUUAUACUGCAUCAUGGAGCUUCACACACACAAAUGACACAUAUAUCACAUCCUCAUUGCCAUUCAGUUGGCUUUCAGUCAAGAAUAUCGAGGACCCAUCGCAGAAGCAAAAAGCCGCCCUCGUCAGCAUCAGCGCCCCAAACGCAGCCCGUCGUGCAAUUCGACGUCACUGCCGCCCCAGGUGCCGCCCUCGCUGACCUCCAAACCGCGAUCGAAGCCUACCUCGGCCCGGGAUGUGCCCAUCGACUUCCUCUUCGCGAACAUCGG